UAUUUAUAUUUUCACACCGUAUUUUGUAUAUUUUGCUAACGUUUCUGCAUUUCUGCAACCUUCAUUGAAUUUAAUUAAACUUAUUAGUCCGAGUUGUGUUAACCAUGUCUUGGGGCCCGUUAAACACUCAUUCUCCUACACAUACUUUUGCGCCUCUCUUCUUGUCUAGGAUUAGGAGAGAAUUGGUCGCGAUCCUCACCAACCCUGUCCCAGGUAUUCACGUUGUGGCCGACGAGCAGGACAUCACGUUAGUUCACUGUCUGAUCGUAGGACCCGCCUACACACCAUACGAGGGUGGCUUCUUCUAUUUCAUCGUUAGGUUCCCGCCGAACUACCCUAUCGCACCUCUCAAGGUCAAGUUGAUGACCACGGGUGGGUCAACCGUCAGAUUCAACCGCAACCUCGACCGUGACGGUACAGUCUGCCUCAGCAUCCUCGGCCCAAGGAGCUCAUGGGAAGGUCCUGGGUGGAGUCCACUCCAGAGUCUGACUAGCGUCCUCAUCAGCAUCCAGAGUCUGAUGAACUCAAAGCCUUACCACAACAAGCCCGGUAAUUACAUACAGAUUUUUCCAGACGGAGAACAAGACAAUCAGCUGAUACAACAUGAGACUCUGAGAGUAGCAGUUGUCGGGAUGUUGGACAACGACUAUUCGAUAAACCUGCCUCAGCCACUACGACAAAUCAUGGAGAACUACUUUGUAAAUAACUAUCAGACUUACACCACACUGAUCGAAAGAAGGUUUCAUCUUAACGGUGCUACACUGAAAGAUAGAUUUAAGUGUUCAGUGUGUCAGCCGCUUUACAAGUGUGACUAUAAGCAAAUACGGAAGAGAAUAGGAAUUAUUUACAAAAGAUUGCACGGCGGUUCGGAUGGUUUUUGGAAACGUAUUAGUGAUUUCAUUAGUUAUUAAUAUUAACAUCAUAGUGAGCCUUUCGCAAAUCAAAGUUGAAAGGUUGCACAGUGGUGAUUCAUGUUUCAUUGUUGUGUGUUGUUGUGUGAUUAGCGUGAAGAGAAGUGUCGUUUGCACCGAGUUGUGUGCAUUUUUACUUCAACAAAUAAACGUGGUAGUCUAUCUAAAUAAAUACCGAAUAAAUGAUAAAUUUAAGGAACAAAUUUACUGUAAACAUGUAUAUUUCACCAUUACUGUUUGAUACACAUCCAAUAAA
Messenger RNA from Macrosteles quadrilineatus (aster leafhopper), 1167 nucleotides. RefSeq names its product ubiquitin-conjugating enzyme E2 Z-like. NCBI's taxonomy places the organism in Eukaryota, Metazoa, Arthropoda, Insecta, Hemiptera, Cicadellidae. The transcript has a single exon. Gene Ontology annotation, biological process: negative regulation of apoptotic process. Gene Ontology annotation, cellular component: nucleus. The record is from RefSeq and is a predicted model, not a curated record. Bases 105 to 911 code for a protein of 268 amino acids. Gene Ontology annotation, molecular function: cysteine-type endopeptidase inhibitor activity; ubiquitin conjugating enzyme activity.